Molecule: messenger RNA, 1347 nt
Organism: Rhipicephalus microplus (southern cattle tick)
Lineage: Eukaryota; Metazoa; Arthropoda; Arachnida; Ixodida; Ixodidae
Product: saccharopine dehydrogenase-like oxidoreductase
Biological process (GO): glycolipid biosynthetic process
Cellular component (GO): lipid droplet; mitochondrion; plasma membrane
Source: RefSeq, a predicted model, not a curated record
AUGGCGCUAACUGAGAGCAGUGGGCCUCCAUCAGAUGAGGCUCCCAGACUAGGAUUACCGCUUUUUGGACGUUCGGUGGUAGCAGCCUGUGUCAACAGCGGUACGCAUCACAUCGAUGUCAGUGCAGAAGUGCAAUACAUGGAGCAAAUGCUGCUUGAAUUCUAUGACGAGGCUCGAAAUAAGAAUACCUUGGUCCUGAUGGCAUGUGGAUUUGGCAGCAUUCCCGCCGAAAUGUGUCUCUGCUUCAUGCGAAAAAAUUUCCGAGGUGAUUUGGAAGAGGUUGAGUCCUACAUGAGGAUAAAACAAGGUCCAUUGGGCAUGAAUGUGAACUACGGCACUUGGGAGAGCAUUAUCCACAUGGUGGCGCAUGCGUCAGAACUUGUACCACUUCGGCAGCAGAACCGCGAGAGGGUGUUUACCAAACCACUUCCCGAACGCCAAUCUCGCUUGGCUCGAAGGUACGCAUUGUUCUGGAAUGAUGCGGCUGAGAGCUGGUGUGUGCCGUACUUGGGCUGUGACCGGCCGGUGAUGGCUCGCAGCGAAAUGUUUCGGCAUCAACUAUGUGGCUUAAAGCCGGUUCAAGUUCAGACGUAUUUUUGUGUGCCAGGUGUCUUAAAGGGCGUAGGACUCGCUCUACUGGCCCUUGUUUUUCUCCUCUUCAGCUGGUGCAGAUGCGGCCGCUGGCUGCUCAUGCGGUUUCCUGGAAUAUUUACUGCUGGCUGCGUGAAACAAGGCGGACACUCCAAGGAACAGGCAUUGGGCUGUUCUUUCACUUUGACGGCCCGUGGCCGCGGAUGGAAGGAAAAGUUGGCUCAUCCUGGCGACCAUCCCAGGGGAAGGAUGGACCAUUCCGUCACCAUCCGGAUGGAAGGGCCAGAUCCGGCGUACCUGACAACAGCUGUGUGCAUGGUGCAAGCCGCAGUGGUUGUGCUCAAGGAGAAAGACAAGAUGAUAGUGAAGGGCGGAGUGCUGAGCCCAGGCGUCGCCCUGGACCGAACAUCAUACUUGGAGCGGAUCCAAAGACGUGGUUUCAAUAUAUCUGUGCUAUCCGAGGAACGCUGAAAACAUCACAACGCUAGUACCACGAAUGCUCCACUUGUAAUUUUUGUGUUUAUCACCACAGUGGGAUGAUUUUGACUUUCAGUUAAUGCCCGUGAAAGUACCUUGGUAAUGUAGGCAAAUUUACAUUGAUAGGUGUGAACGGAGAGCGUACAAAGUAGCCGUACGUGACUAAAAGGAGCUUCUGCAGUUUUUUCUCUUAUAACUUUCUUCUGCGAAGCACCUCGAUACGCUUGUAAUGUCCAAUAAGGUCGCAGAACUAGACUUUUGGUUGUGCAAUGCACUGUU